Messenger RNA from Oncorhynchus tshawytscha (Chinook salmon), 3434 nucleotides. Its product is annotated as fibroblast growth factor 23-like. Gene Ontology annotation, cellular component: cytoplasm. The record is from RefSeq and is a predicted model, not a curated record. Gene Ontology annotation, molecular function: growth factor activity; type 1 fibroblast growth factor receptor binding. Lineage: Eukaryota; Metazoa; Chordata; Actinopteri; Salmoniformes; Salmonidae. The coding region runs from base 57 to 842 and encodes 261 amino acids. The transcript has 3 exons. Gene Ontology annotation, biological process: animal organ morphogenesis; positive regulation of cell population proliferation; regulation of cell migration.
CUCACAGCUACAUCCGAAAUCUCUGUGAUACAUUUUCAGUGUUAUUUGGGGAAAAUAUGGAAAUAACCAAGACAUCUGGGAUGAGGGACGCGGUCCUUGUACUCUUACUGUCUGUUCUUCAGGGAUUUCGACUUGUGGAUGCCGUUCCAAACCCAUCACCUCUCCUGGGAUCCAACUGGGGGAAUCCGAGAAGAUACGUACACCUGCAGACGUCUUCAGACGUGAACAAUUUCUACCUUGAGAUCCGUUUAAAUGGCCACGUGCGCAAAACUACACUUCGAAGCUCAUACAGUGUGAUUGUAUUGAAGGCGGAAACAAGAGAGCGCGUGGCGAUACUUGGAGUCAAAAGUAACCGCUACCUUUGCAUGGAUGCCCUGGGAAACCCCUUCAGCUCUACUGUUUGCCACAAGGAAGACUGUCUUUUUAACCACAAGUUAUUGGAAAACCACCGCGACGUGUACUACUCUUGCAGAACUGGUAUUCUGCUCAACUUGGAAGGGAUAAAGCAAGUGUUCACGGUGGGUCAGAAUCUACCGCAAACCUCCCUCUUCCUAUCGGAGAAGAACACGGUGCCACUGGAGCGCCUCUUGCACCGGGAGAAGAGAAACCGGGUGGUUGACCCUUCUGAUCCGUACAACAUGCUGGGGCAGACGGAGGAGGACGAGGACUCCCGGGCUAUGCCGGAGCUGGAUGACACCUUGGAGAUGGACCAGGAGGCUGAACUCCCCGAGGGACGCAACAUCUCCAGGGAGACCCCCCAAUCUCCCUCCGACGACCCGUGGAACGUGCAUUCCCUAAACCCCCCUCCCAGCCCCCGUAUAAUGAAUGCAAUGGUGGGAUAAGAGGACAGGACACUUGCCGUUGUACACCUGGUUUUAAGAAUAUAAAUUGUGUGCGCGUUCACGUUGGAUCUUUUCCAGCUGGUCUGGAAACAAACCCCAACUAUUACACCUGUGAAAGUCUGACCGUGACAGGCUUAUUAUAGCAUAUUAGUCAUUUGUAUAUAGUCAUAAGACGGAAUAUUGUAUUUUGUUCAUUUUUCACUAUAGCACAGUAGCUAGUGGGUAUAUAACUAUUGGUUUCCGUGCUUUUUAAUUCUAGGACGCAAAUUCUGCACGAGUGCGCUCUGUUUACGGGAUGGAUUCUUAUGAGAAUCAUGCUGAAACCCGAAAUAUUUGUGCGUCUUCUUCGAAGAAAAAAAGUAAGUUGAGCUGAAGUCACUUUAUUAAAUGUUUUACAAUGUAAGAAGCCUACAAGAAAAUACUCGGGUUAUCAAAUCAAAUCAAGCUUUAUUUAUACAGCACAUUUCAGACAUGGAACGCAACACAAUGUGCUUUACAGGAAAAAACAUUGUAAAAAAAAACUAUGAAAAUAGAAGCUGAAAUAUUUACUAAACAACAAACAUGAGAUAAAAAACAAAAGAUGACACAAACUGAACAACAAAAAAAGGACCCCAAUGAAAAGCAAAGCUAAAAUAUGUGUUUUAAGAUAUCUUUUAUAUAUGUCCACAGUUGAUCUCUUUUAAAUAUGUCCACAGUUCCGGCCCCUCUCAGGUUGUCUGGCACGCCUCUCCAUGCUUCUUAGUCCUAGGCUUUGGGAUAGUUAAAAUGCCAGUGCCAUUGGACCUGAGGGCCUUAACAUAAAAGUAUGUCUAACAUGAAUUGAGGUGCACAAUCGUGGAUAGAUUUAAAAACCAAUAGAAGAAUCUUAAAAUGAAUUCUAAAACUCACAGACAGCCAGUGCAGAGACCUUUAAAAUUGGUGUAAUGUGUACUCUCCGUCUGGUCUUGGUCAGUAGCCGUGAUGCAGCAUUCUGUAUGUUUUGCAGUUGACCAUUACAGUUGUAGCAUUACAGUAGUCAAGCCUGCUUGAAAUAAAAGCAUGGAUGAGUCUCUCUAUCAGUCUGAGUGAGAAACGGGCGCACCUUGGCAAUAAUCAUCACAUGGUAAAAAAGCUAUUUUAGUCACAUUCCUAAUGUGUGAUUUGAAAUUUAGUUCAGAAUCUGAAAGAACAUCGUUUUUUUUACCUGGUUGUUUUAUCUUUAUUGCCCGUGAAUUAAAAUGUGUGGCUAGAUUCUCUCUCUGGGCUUUGGCUCCAACAAUAAGUACCUCAUUCUUCUCUUGAUUUAGCUGGAGGAAGUUGUGAGCCAACCAAGUAUUUAAAUAAUAAUUUAUACGUGUAGCUAAAAUCCUCUGGUGACACAGAAAUGUAAAGUUGUGUAUCGUCUGCGUAGCAGUGAAAAUCAAUUCUGUGCUUUCUGACGGUGCCAAGGGGUAGCAUAUAUAAACUGAACAGUACCAGACCCAAAAUCAAACGUUGUGGAACCACAUGAUAUGUAUUUUCUCAGAGUUUUGUUCACCUAGGGUGACAAAGAACUCUUGACCAGUUAAAUAGGUCCUAAACCAAUAUAGAACUGGACCUGAGAGGCCAACCCACCUCUCCAGUCUGUCCAGAAAGACAUCAUGGUCAACAGUGUCAAACGCAGCACUUAAAUCUAAGAGUACAAGGACAGAUUAUGAUGAUGAAACUUAAACAUAUUCCAUAUAGAAUUAGGUCUACUACAAUGUUUAAUAUGCCAGUACGCCUACAUGUUAUAGGCCAUUUAAUUUAAAACGUCAAUGAAUGGUAGGCCUACAACCUACAGGGUAUCAGAACACAUAGAAAGUAUAGGUUGGGGAUAGGUGCUAGCCAGCAAAAGCAAGCAACAAAGCCAAUCCCAAGAAAGUUGAAAGUAUUUAUUUAUUUAAAUCUAUUCAUUUAUUGUUAUUUCUAGUAUUUAUAUGGAUGCUUAACUGUUAAAGAGGAAUUCUGAGUUGGCCUUUGAUGGGAUAUAGCUUCCAUUUCCCCAGAAAACCGGAUAUGGGGACUCAGCUCAGGCGUUUAUUUUAUAGCUGCUACAUUAGGUUAGUUGUGAGUAAGCAGUGUAUGAGUAUUGGUGACAUUUAUCUUGAUAAAAUUCAUUAUUACGAACAAAAUAUUACUAUUUUCAAUGUAUUUAUUUUUGGGGAUUAUAUUUUAGAUAAAUAUUUUAGUACUUAUGGUUGAACAACUGCAUACCUGAGAUCCCCAUGAUGUCACAAUAGCAAGCAAAUGCAGUUCUGGAUGGAGAAAAGGCAUACUCUGUUUUGUUUCUGAAUCGUCUGAAUAGACUUGAUAUUGACAGUAAUCUACAACGUUAGGGACUUUGUAAUUAUAUAAAUUACAAUAAAUCCCAUAUUCAGCAAUAUAAUAUUUUUCAUGUGUUAUUAUGCUUAUGUUUAGAGCUUGCAAGAAAUGUAUUUCACUGUACUUGUGUAUUUGACAUUAAAACUUAACUUGCUGUGUGUUGCUGUUUAUAAGGUUAGCAAUCGCACCAGUGGGCAUAAAGUUGGCUACAGUCAAACAAGCUGAUGGCUAUCGAGAAUUCAAACAAAAAAUAAAUUAGACAUCAAUUCA